This is a messenger RNA of Funneliformis mosseae, 178 nucleotides long. Lineage: Eukaryota; Fungi; Glomeromycota; Glomeromycetes; Glomerales; Glomeraceae. The record is from the annotation of a GenBank genome assembly.
AUGACACAAUACCAAGGUAGCAUUACAUCCUUUUUGAAUACUCCUUCCUCAGAUAUACCAUCUCAAGAAGAUUUCAUUCAACCGUCAAGGAAAAAGAUUAAACAUAAGAGAAAAAAAACUAUAUUAAAAGAAGAUGAAACAGCAUGUAAUGUAAAGCUUAAAUAUGAUGGAUCAACGG